AUGCGUUUCUGUCAAAAACUUUUUGGGUCAGCCAGAGUGGUGAGGUCAAGCGGUUCCAGACUUGGGAGCCCAAAAGGUCGUCAAGCUAUCAGCCUUACCCAAGCUGCCGUUUCAAGAAUAAAAGAACUUAUUCUACAAAAACCUGGUGCUAAAGCGUUGAAGAUAGGUGUUCAACAAAGAGGAUGUAGUGGAUUAACUUAUACUUUAGAAUAUGCUGACCAAAAAGGAAGGCUUGAUGAAGAAGUCGAGCAGGAUGGUGUAGUUAUUUGGAUUGAUUCAAAAGCUCAAUUAACGCUAAUAGGGUCUGAAAUGGAUUUUGAACGUUCUAAACUGGCUGCAGAAUUUAUUUUUCACAAUCCAAAUAUAAAAAGUACUUGUGGUUGUGGUGAAAGUUUCAGCAUGGAUACACCAUCAAUUAAUAUUACAGGUGAACCUCAAACAAUUAAAGAAAUAAAAAAUGAAAAUUUUAUCAAUCCUCAAACAUGA
This is a messenger RNA of Meloidogyne enterolobii, 486 nucleotides long. Lineage: Eukaryota; Metazoa; Nematoda; Chromadorea; Rhabditida; Meloidogynidae. The record is from the annotation of a GenBank genome assembly.